This is a messenger RNA of Octopus sinensis (East Asian common octopus), 3057 nucleotides long. RefSeq names its product L-aminoadipate-semialdehyde dehydrogenase-phosphopantetheinyl transferase-like. Gene Ontology annotation, cellular component: cytosol. Bases 151 to 1095 code for a protein of 314 amino acids. Gene Ontology annotation, molecular function: magnesium ion binding; holo-[acyl-carrier-protein] synthase activity. The record is from RefSeq and is a predicted model, not a curated record. NCBI's taxonomy places the organism in Eukaryota, Metazoa, Mollusca, Cephalopoda, Octopoda, Octopodidae. The transcript is spliced from 6 exons.
UAUUCCUCCCUGACCAUCUUCACCGCUUUAGGCAUAGUAUUUCUUGGUAAACACUAUCCAGUGUGUCCUUUUUUAAGAUGAUUGUGUGUAAUUUGAGGAAGAUUUGGCUGCUGUUUCCUACACAUCAAGUGACCAGCCUUUGCUCGUCUUAUGAAGAAUUUCAUGGCAGGAUUGCGACUUGCAUUUAAUUUUGGUUUCUGGAACCCUUUACAAUCAGAAUGGACCUUUGCUGCUCAGUGUAUCCAACCUGAAGAAAAAGAGCGUAUUUCUCAGUUCAUGUUCCAAAAAGAUGCCAAAGCUGCAAUGGCUGGUCGUUUGUUAAUCCGUAAAUCUCUGAGUAGUUUACUGCAAGUCCCCUACUCCUCAUUGGUACUAAGCCGGACUGACAAAGGAAAGCCAUAUCUAUCAUCUGUAGGCAAUGCCCUCAGCAAAACUUCACCCCAUUUCAAUAUUGCCCACCAUGGCAAUUUCACUGUCUUAGCUACCCACUCGAAUGUUGACAUUGGGGUAGACGUCAUGAAAGUAGAACAACCAAUGGGAAGGACUGUCAAGAAAUUCUUCUUUGAUAUGAGACGACAGUUCACUGAGCUUGAAUGGAGAGUGAUCCAGUCAGCAGGAAGUGAAUUCAACCAGCUCCUCAUGUUUUACAGACAUUGGUGUUUGAAAGAAAGUAUGGUUAAAUGUCUUGGAGCUGGUAUUGGUUUCGGCCUGGACAGGUUAGAAUUUCAUGUAUCCAGUCCUCUACUGACCAGCGGCAACACUGUUACUGACACAGUUCUCUUGUUGGAUGGUAAAAUCAACAAAGAGUGGACAUUUGAAGAGACUCUACUGGAAGGUGACCACUGCAUUGCCAUAGCUUACCAAUAUCUUACACCACAGAACCAUCUUACAGCACAAGAAACCAAAACAAACCACAAUGAAAAGGAAUCACAACAAAGUCUCAUUGAAGCUUCAACUGUUAAACCAUUUAGAAUUCUUUCCUUUCAAGAACUGAUAGCCAAUGCCAUGCCACAGACACCAGCUGAUCUCGAAUACUGGCAGAACUUUGAUUCCAAACUAGAAAGACCCAAAAAACAACAGGAAUCAGUCACGUAAACUUUCAAUGUGCAAUUGCUCUGUGUGCAUCACUACAUGUGUAUGUGUGUGUGUAUAUAUAGAUAUAUAUAUAUAUAUAUAUAAUCUCCAGGAUUCGAGAGAAUCAGGUAUUUAAAUGGUGAAAGCACCAAGGUCAGGCCAGUUAUAGUACUAUCUUGUACAAACAAUGUAUAACGACAAAUACUCACUCACUAAAGUAAACAUGGAUUUGUUCUCCAGUUAUGCAAACAUUUACAAGCAGCUGUCUGAAUAUACAAUGAGUCAUCAAGGUCACACAUGGAUACACUCACUGCACCUAUUGAUCCGUCGUCUAUAAACACUAGAUCCCAACAAAUUGCAUGAUCCAAGUUAGGUGAAGGACGAACAAUAACACAUGGAUUGUGGUUCACAUCAGCUGUUUCAGGCAUGUUAUUUUAUUGAUGAAGAGAAGUGUUAUAUCUUGUGGGGUGUUUACAGGAUGUAACACUGCUAUUCAUCAAUGAAAAAAAACAUGUCUGAAACAGCUACAGCAAACCACAAUCCAUCUGUAUUCUUUUUAUCGUUUUGGAUUUACACUACCAAAAAAUAUACAUAAUCCAAAUAAGCAAACCAGGAUUUACCCAUCAGAAGAAUUACUGUGGGAUUACUUAAUGUAAGCAAUAUUUAGUGCUUCUUACUACUUGAUAUGUUUAGCCAAAACAUGGAAUAUACCUCAGAGCACUUAUGGUACCCGCCUGGAUAAUUUAUCAUUAUAUUCUCAUCAUGUGUUUGUGUGUGUGUGUGUAUAUAUAUAUAUAUAUAUAUAUAUAAGAGAAAAAUGGGAUUUAAAAAUCCUGGCAGAUAUCAAUUAAGCAAUCAGUAUAAAGGAAUAAGGUUAAAUUUCCAACAACCAGAUACCAACAAAUGUAAGUAGAAUGCAAAUCCCAAGUAAAUCUUCAUAUAUGGCAGGUUAAUCCAACAAUUCUUUUGUGGAAUUUUAAGAAAUUCAGAAUAUUUAAUAACAACAAAUAAUAUGUACACAGAAAAUCAUAUCAUAUCUGAGAUCACAUCUUUAAAAUCCAAUUGUUUCAAUUACAUUAACAUAUAAACACACACAUGUACGCACAUAUAUAUAUAUAUAUAUAUAUAUAUAUAGUUAAUAUAUACAUAUAGCAUUUAUUAACAGCUAAAAUUAUUUCAGACGUUCAGUUGGAAUUGCAGCAAUUUGGAUUACUUUGAUAAUAUUUUAUAUUUAUAUAUAUAUGUGUGUGUGUGUUGUGUAUGUUAAUGCAAGUGAAACAAUUGUUGGAUUUUUAAGCUGAUAGAUAGACAGACAUUUAUUUAUUUAUUUAAAUGACCCAACAAGGUGGGGGUACCCUUGAAAAUUGGUCUGCUCAGUUAACAUUUAUACACUCAUAUCAUCAAAUGAUUAUAAAGUUUAUUUCACAAUUAAGGUCUCAAGUUCAAUCCCACUGUGAAGCUGUAUGCAACUGAAUUUGCAGUUUGAUAAUUGUGUUUGUAUGAAACUCAAUUUUUGAGUCAUUUAUGUAGCUUCUGAGCUAUAAUUAAAUUAUAUAUUCGUGUGUGUGUGGGGGGGGGUCAACAAAAUCUCUAUAAACUAGAAAUCCUUAAACAAGUAUUAUUACCUUUACCAAGAUUCAUGCAGUAUCAAUGUGUGUGUGUGUGCACAUGGCUGACUUCUCAAUACAUUUUAUAGAUAGAUAGAUAGUGUAUCAAGAAUAAGUCAACCAUGUGGAUGAACCAUGUCUCUCCUGGUAAUCAUGAGAGGAAAAUUACAGGAACUAGGAAAGUGAAAUAAAAUUGUUGAAGUAAGGAUCAUUCAUGCAUGUCAGACUUGUCACCAGGUGCUCUACACUCCUCUGUGGUAUACAGAUACACCACACUCACCCUCUCUGUUUAUUUAUCUCUAAACAAUGUGUUUGGAACAUGAGAUUAAGAAUAAGUUGAUUUUUAUAAUUGUUUUGCAAUAAAUGUUUAUCUUUA